ACAUCUCCUCCACUCGCAGCCCACCAAAAAAACAGUGUGAGCCCUUUUAUUCAACCCAAAGUCCCUCUCUCUCUCUUCAUCAGCUGUUUUCCGCCUCACACCGAACCAUCUCCAAGCAAUGGCGGCGGCUACGACCACUGCUGCUUCACUAGCCUGUGCCCACUUCUUAAAUCAGACCAAGGUCCACGCGUUUCCGUCCAAAACCUCCGUGCAAGUCUCCCAAAUCAUCGAUGGGAGGAAGAUGAGAAGUGCCACUCUCUUCUCAGCCGCUUCAACCGAUAAAGCCAUCACCACUGCUCAGUCUGUCUCGUCCACUGCAUGUGAUAGAGUGAGGAGGCAUACGAUCUCGGUGUUCGUGGGUGACGAGAGCGGUAUAAUCAACCGUAUAGCUGGAGUGUUUGCUAGAAGAGGGUACAACAUUGAGUCUCUCGCUGUGGGAUUGAACGAAGACAAAGCUAUGUUUACUAUUGUUGUUCUUGGCACUGACAAAGUCUUGCAGCAAGUUGUUGAACAGCUUAACAAACUCGUCAACGUCAUCAAGGUUGAAGAUCUCUCCAAGGAACCGCAUGUGGAACGUGAGUUAAUGCUGAUUAAGCUUAACGCUGAUCCAACCACUCGCUCUGAGAUCAUGUGGUUGGUGGAUAUCUUUAGAGCAAAAGUGGUGGAUACUUCGGAUCACACUCUAACGAUCGAGGUAACUGGAGACCCGGGAAAGAUGGUUGCACUAACAGCGAACUUAGAGAAGUUUGGAAUAAAAGAAGUCGCUAGAACUGGGAAGAUUGCUCUGAGACGGGAAAAGAUGGGAGAAACUGCUCCAUUCUGGAGAUUUUCAGCUGCAUCAUACCCACACCUCGUAAACCAAUCAUCUCAUGAGACUGUUGCAGCGAACACAAAGCGAGCGUUGACUGGUGGAAAUGGCACUGCAUCAUCUGGGGGUGACGUUUAUCCAGUGGAGCCUUAUAAUGAUUUCAAACCGGUCCUUGAUGCUCAUUGGGGAGUGGUCUACGAUGAAGAUUCGGAUGGUCUGCGGUCCCACACGCUAUCUAUACUUGUAGCCAACGUUCCUGGAGUUCUCAAUCUAAUAACAGGAGCUAUCUCCAGGAGAGGUUAUAACAUCCAGAGUCUAGCGGUUGGUCCUGCUGAGAAAGAGGGCUUGUCUCGGAUCACUACAGUUAUCCCUGGAACUGAUGAAAACAUCGACAAGUUGGUGAGGCAGCUUCAGAAGCUGAUUGAUCUUCAUGAGGUUCAAAAUAUAACCCACAUGCCAUUUGCGGAGCGAGAACUGAUGCUCAUCAAAGUAGCUGCUCAUACUUCUGCAAGGAGAGAUGUUCUCGAUAUCGCUCAAGUGUUCCGAGCCAAAGCCAUUGAUGUCUCUGAUCAUACUAUCACUCUUGAGGUUACAGGAGAUAUCAGAAAGAUGGCUGCAUUACAAACGCAGUUAGAGGUCUACGGAAUCUGCGAGGUGGCUAGGACAGGAAGAGUGGCAUUGGUCAGAGAAUCGGGAGUGGAUUCGACUUACCUUCGUGGAUACUCUCUUCCUUUGUAGUUCCAAAGAGGACUUGCCACCUGUUACUGGACUUGCACGUUGUUUCACCAUUGUGUGAAUGGAUUAUCUCCUCAUGGUCAUGGCAUUUCGAGUUGUUGUUGUUGUAGGACUUAUAUUAGAGAAUGUGGAAGAAUAUAUGUUUGUUUAGUCAAUUAGUCAUCACUACUUUUCGAAAAUGUAAAAACACUCUCUAUCUCUAGUUUAUCCAAUAAUCAUAAGCUUUCGAAGGCUUGUAAUAAA
Molecule: messenger RNA, 1786 nt
Organism: Brassica rapa (field mustard)
Lineage: Eukaryota; Viridiplantae; Streptophyta; Magnoliopsida; Brassicales; Brassicaceae
Product: acetolactate synthase small subunit 1, chloroplastic
Biological process (GO): L-valine biosynthetic process
Cellular component (GO): cytosol
Molecular function (GO): acetolactate synthase activity; acetolactate synthase regulator activity
Source: RefSeq, a predicted model, not a curated record